UGUCGCCGCCCCCGAUGCAAGUUCUUCCAACACCUCUGAUCGCCUCGCAACAUUGGAGAUGGACGUCGGCUCCCUCAAGGACGGCGUGCAGCUACAGCAGACCGCAACGCAACAGUUGGAACAGCGGAUCUGCACUGCCGCCAACCAUUCGAGUUCAAAACCGCGCGAGAUAGCUCCAAAGUUUGACGGGCAGGAGAUGUUCUGCGACUCGACGAAGACAGAUCCGAUAUCAUGGUUCCGCAAGUUCGAGCUCACGCUACAGCUACACUACGUCAAGGAACACAAACACCGCGCGUACUUGUACUCCCGGUGGGGGGGCGCGUGCCAGACAUGGUUGGAUAAUCUCUUGUCCAAGUACGGAGUAGUAGCUGGCGACUUGCACACCAAGAUCAGCUGGGAUGAUCUAAAGGCAGCGUGGCACAAGCGGUUCCAAGUCGAGCUGCCCGAGAUCAAGGCUAUGGACAAGCUCAUGGUCUUCGAGCAAGGCACACUGCCGAGUACCGACUGGAUCGCCAAGUACCAACGCUUGACGUCAGUCCCAGACAUCCAGAUGGGCUUCAAAGCCAUCCACCACUAUUUCAUCUCAAGGUCAUGUUCGACAUUAAGCAAUGCCCUGACUCACGUCGAGGACACCUUGACGACAACGGCGAAACUUUUUGACAAGGCCGCGCAGAUCAUCACCACGAACAAGGAGGCCAAGAACCUGUUCGUCUACGCCAAGCCCGAGCAGAGACCAUCAUCGGCCAAGAGUGGUCGUGGUCACGGCAGCAACCCAAGCCUUUAUGCAAAGGGUUGGCCUUGCGCACAAGUUCAGAGGAAGGCAAACCCGACGGCGAUCAAGUUGGCAGAUGGAAGGACGCAGCAACUUCUCGACCGUUACAUCAAGGUCGUACCGGUUUAUUUCGCACCUCAUGCAUGCGAACCGGUGACGUUCGAUAUUUUCGACAUGGACUUCGACAUCAUUCUCGGAAUGCCUUGGCUUGCAAGUGUGGAUCACACGACCAACUUCCAUCGUCGGACUCUUAGCGUUCGCGACGCCUUCGGCGCGGAAGUGGCGUGUACUAUUCCUCUACCGCACCCUUCGAUUCGGUGCCAAGUGGUGACGGCCAAAUCAUUCCGGGCGACAUGCGCUUACGAACAGCCCGAGGAGAUCGGCCUAUGUUUUCUACGGACGAUCGAGGUAGCCGCCUCGUCAUCCACGGACUUGUCUUCGGACCCCCAUGUGGUGCGGUUGCUGGACGAAUUCGCCGACAUCUUUGAGUCACCUACCGGUGUGGUGCCGGAUCGGCCGAUGUCUCACGAGAUCAUUCUUGAGGCCGGUGUCGUGCCGCCGAAAGGUUGCAUCUAUCGGAUGAGCGAGGAGGAGCUUGAGGUCCUCUGCGCACAACUCGACGAUUUGUUGACCAAUGGCUGGAUCCGCCCUAGUAGCUCCCCAUAUGGAGCACCAGUUCUCUUCGUCUGGAAGAAGAACAAGGAUCUACAAUUGUGUAUCGACUACCGCAAGCUCAACGCGCAAACCGUCAAGAAUGCGGGGCCUCUUCCUCGCAUCGACGAUCUUCUUGAGCGAUUGGGCAGCGCAAAGUAUUUUUCUAAGUUGGAUUUGAAAUCGGGAUAUCAUCAAAUCUCGAUCCGGUCGAAUGAUCGUUACAAAUCCGCGUUCAAGAUGCGGUACGGGCAUUUUGAGUGGGUGGCCAUGUCUUUUGGCCUCACCAACACCCCGGCGACUUUUCAAGCGGCAAUGACCAACGAGUUUCAUGCAAUGUUGGACCGGUUCGUGUUGGUCUACUUAGAUGAUAUUCUCGUCUAUAGCCGAACAUUGAAGGAUCAUCUUGGGCAUCUUCGACGAGUGUUGGAGACGCUUCGCCACACCAAGUACAAGGCCAACCGCGACAAGUGCGAAUUUGUCCGACAAGAGUUGGAAUACUUGGGCCAUUUUGUCAUACCAGAGGGCAUCAGUCCGCUAUCGGACAAGACUCAAGUCAUCCAAGAGUGGCCGGAGCCUCGGAACGUCACGGAUGUUCGUUCAUUCCUUGGCCUCGCCGGCUACUACCAGCGUUUUAUCAAAGGCUACUCGAAGAUCGCGGCCCACUUGACCAAGCUUCAAUGCGAGGAUCGGUCGUUUGACUUCGUAGAGGAGGCGCAGGAAUCAUUUUUGACUCUCAAAGCCGCGCUAUUGUCUGCGGAGGUCUUGCGGAUAUACGACCCGCUUUUGCCUACACGUGUCACUACGGAUGCGUCAGGCUAUGGCAUUGGUGCUGUCCUCGAGCAACAUGAUGGUGUGGACUGGCACCCGGUCGAGUACUUCAGCAAGAAAGUGCCCGCCGUGCAUUCCAUUGACGAUGCAUGCAAGAAGGAGUUCCUCGCCUUCGUCCAUGCGCUCAAGCGGUGGCGGCAUUUCCUCCUUGGUCGAAGCCAAUUCCGAUGGAUAACGGACAACAAUCCGUUGGUCUUCUAUAAGACCCAAGACACCGUCAACAGCACCAUCGCUCGAUGGAUGGCUUUCAUCGACCAGUUUGACUUCUUUCCCGAUCACAUUCCGGGGAAGUCAAACCGUUUUGCGGAUACUCUUUCACGAUGUCCGGAUCAUUGUACCGCGGUCUACUCAACCUUCGAGAUCGACGACGACCUGCAGAACAACUUCAUCCACGGCUACCAAGCUGACCCCGAGUUUCGUGACAAAUACUCGAAUUGCUCCUCUCCUAAUCCGGCGCCUUCUCACUACCGGAUCCAAGAGGGGUACUUGCUUGUCCACAUGCGGGGGAAGGACCUUCUUUGCGUACCGAGUGAUCCUCACUUGUGUACACGGCUUCUUGGUGAGUUCCACGAUGCUCCCGCCACCGGACACUUUGGAGUCAAUCGCACGAUUGGCCGACUUUGCGAGCGAUUUUGGUGGCCCGGUCUUCUCGGCGACGUCACGCGCUAUUGCGAGUCAUGUGAGGUUUGUCGUACGGUGAGUUACGACACUGCAAAUCCCGCAACCACCGUCCGUACGCGGAACAUGACGAUUUUCCCAGGAGACGUUUUCGGGAGGUCGGCGACAUCAUCUCCCAGCGAUACUACGGCAACAGGCCAACCGAGUAUUUGGUGCAUUUUGCAUACUGCACAUAUUGGGGCGCAGCGCGACCGGGAGCGCUGCGCCCCCACCGGAGCAACUUCAGACACGAAGCAGCGUGACGCGGGAUGUGUCGGAGAGCCAGGCGAUGCGAUGGGCGGAGACGCAAGGAUGCGAGGUGAGUGAAGGGCACGUACGGGAGAGCUGGCGAUAAGGUGGACGGUGGGAUAUGGUGGCGCACGGUAUAG
Molecule: messenger RNA, 3300 nt
Organism: Chara braunii
Lineage: Eukaryota; Viridiplantae; Streptophyta; Charophyceae; Charales; Characeae
Source: the annotation of a GenBank genome assembly